AUGAGAGAUAGUAAACGAAAUAAUUAUAGUUAUGGAGAAAAUUGUGAGAGAAGGUAUAAUGAAAGGGAUUUCAAAAGAGAUGAUCGAAGAAAUGAUAAGGAAUACGAUCAUUUUAAAGAGUAUAAUACGUCAAUGAACUUGCAGAGAAAUGAAAAGGAAAAUUGGGAAAAAGAAAAAUUUUUCCGAAAUAGAUUUAAUCGUCCAAAGAUUAAUAUGAAAAAUAUAAGAUGUUAUGCAUGUGGAGAAUUGGGGCAUAUAAGUAGAAAUUGUGUACAGAACGGUGCAAUGUUUAACAAGCAACCGAUUAAAUGUAAUAGAUGUGGAGGAGUUGGACAUAGUAGUGAAAAAUGUUAUGUUCCGACGUAUCGUAUUAUUGGAAAUAAUCAAAAAACAUUUCAAUGUGAAAGAUGUGGAAAAAUGGGACAUGCUAAAGAGAAUUGUUAUGUAAGAGAACCGAUAAAUGGGGAAGCAUUUCCGGCAGUGAAAUACAUAGCACCUGCAUCUAAUGUAAGAGUGAUACAAAAUAGUGAUAUGUUGAAAGAAGGUAGAGUUGAAGUUAUGUGUUUUAAAUGCAGAAAGGAAGGACAUAGUGCUAUAGAAUAUCGAGAUAGGUGA
Messenger RNA from Gordionus sp. m RMFG-2023, 615 nucleotides. RefSeq lists its product as uncharacterized. The transcript has a single exon. Gene Ontology annotation, biological process: positive regulation of cytoplasmic translation. The record is from RefSeq and is a predicted model, not a curated record. Gene Ontology annotation, molecular function: zinc ion binding; single-stranded RNA binding; translation regulator activity. The coding region runs from base 1 to 615 and encodes 204 amino acids. NCBI's taxonomy places the organism in Eukaryota, Metazoa, Nematomorpha, Gordioida, Chordodea, Parachordodidae. Gene Ontology annotation, cellular component: cytoplasm.